Medicago truncatula (barrel medic) is the source of this 2005-nucleotide messenger RNA. Its product is annotated as threonine synthase, chloroplastic. The coding region runs from base 107 to 1705 and encodes 532 amino acids. NCBI's taxonomy places the organism in Eukaryota, Viridiplantae, Streptophyta, Magnoliopsida, Fabales, Fabaceae. Gene Ontology annotation, molecular function: pyridoxal phosphate binding. Gene Ontology annotation, biological process: amino acid metabolic process. The transcript has a single exon. The record is from RefSeq and is a predicted model, not a curated record.
AAGUUGCAAAGUUACAACUAUUAAAAAGGUUGGAGCAAGUGAGUGAGUGAUUAAAACCAAACACACUCAGUAACCCAACUCAUUCCAUUCCAUUCCAUUCAAUUCCAUGGCUUCUUCAACAUCUCUGUUCCAAUCUUCACCUUUCUCUCUCAACACCAAAACCAAACCCUAUUCUUCUCUUCCCAAAUCACCAAAACCCACUCAUUUCAUCAUCAAAUCUCAACAACAACCGCACCCCGUUACUCAAAACAACACCCCCAUUCCUACUCCCACACCCACUCCUCCCACCACCCGUCGUCCCGCCGAUGAAAACAUCCGCGACGAAGCCCGUCGCAAAAACGUCUCCCAACAUCUCUUCUCCGCCAAAUACGUCCCUUUCAACGCCGAUCCAUCUUCCACCGAAUCCUACUCUCUCGACGAGAUCGUCUACCGUUCUCAAUCCGGCGAUCUUCUCGACGUGCAGCACGACCUAACCGCCUUGAAGAAAUUCGACGGCGCUUAUUGGCGUAACCUCUUCGAUUCACGCGUCGGUAAAACUACAUGGCCUUAUGGGUCUGGUGUUUGGAGCAAAAAGGAAUGGGUUUUGCCUGAGAUCGAUGAUGAUGAUAUUGUUAGUGCUUUUGAAGGUAAUUCUAAUCUUUUUUGGGCUGAACGUUUUGGCAAACAGUUUCUAGGCAUGAGUGAUUUGUGGGUUAAGCAUUGUGGUAUUAGUCAUACUGGUAGUUUUAAGGAUCUGGGUAUGACUGUGCUUGUUAGUCAAGUUAACCGCUUGCGAAAAAUGAACCGUCCAGUUGUUGGUGUUGGUUGUGCUUCGACUGGGGAUACUUCGGCUGCUUUGUCGGCUUAUUGUGCAUCGGCAGGGAUACCUUCGAUUGUUUUCCUGCCUGCUAAUAGGAUUUCAAUUGCUCAGUUGGUUCAACCGAUUGCAAAUGGUGCUUUUGUUCUUAGCAUUGAUACUGAUUUUGAUGGGUGUAUGCAGUUGAUAAGAGAGGUGACUGCUGAAUUGCCGAUUUAUUUGGCGAAUUCGCUUAAUAGUUUGAGGCUUGAAGGACAGAAAACAGCUGCCAUUGAGAUUUUGCAGCAGUUUGAUUGGCAGGUGCCGGAUUGGGUUAUUGUGCCGGGUGGGAAUCUUGGGAAUAUUUAUGCUUUUUAUAAAGGGUUUCAUAUGUGUAGAGAGUUGGGUCUUGUGGAUAGGAUUCCAAGGCUUGUUUGUGCUCAGGCUGCCAAUGCGAAUCCGUUGUAUUUGUAUUUUAAGUCGGGGUGGAAAGAGUUUAAGGCAGUGAGGGCACAAACUACUUUUGCAUCUGCUAUACAGAUCGGUGAUCCGGUUUCUAUUGAUAGAGCUGUUCAUGCUUUGAAGAACUGCAAUGGGAUUGUUGAGGAAGCUACUGAGGAGGAAUUGAUGGAUGCUAUGGCUCAAGCUGAUUCGACGGGGAUGUUUACUUGUCCUCACACUGGUGUUGCUUUGACUGCUUUGUUUAAACUCAGGAAUAGUGGGGUUAUUAAGCCUACUGAUAGGACUGUGGUGGUGAGUACUGCUCAUGGUUUGAAGUUUACUCAGUCUAAAAUUGAUUACCAUUCAAAGGGUAUCAAGGAUUUGGCUUGCCAAUUUGCCAAUCCUCCAACGCAAGUCAAGGCUGAUUUUGGGUCUGUUAUGGAUGUUUUGUCCAAGUAUUUGCAGAGCAAGGCUCCAAAGUAUCAUUAGGUUAGCACGUAGCACUGCUGGUUUUGCUCCUUUGUCCUUGCUGCUUGUUUACUUUUUAGGCAUUGUGUUGUCUUUUGUAUUAGCUUUUCCUUCUUUAUGAUGAUUUACUUGCAUUCUGUAUGCAUGCUGCUCUCUAAUAUUGAGAAAGCUUGCUGGAUUUGUUGUAGAUUAUCUUUGUUGAGCAUUUUGUAGCUCCCUUAGAAAUUAAUUGGAUAAGAUGAGGAAUGUUCAUCAUUGGCUUUGUUACUGCAUUAUUAAUAUAUUAUAGAUCAAUGCCCCCACCCCGGAUAAAAUACAUAA